Molecule: messenger RNA, 3163 nt
Organism: Labrus mixtus (cuckoo wrasse)
Lineage: Eukaryota; Metazoa; Chordata; Actinopteri; Labriformes; Labridae
Gene: sart3
Product: spliceosome associated factor 3, U4/U6 recycling protein
Exons: 19
Coding region: 28-2859 (943 amino acids)
Biological process (GO): RNA processing
Molecular function (GO): protein binding; RNA binding
Source: RefSeq, a predicted model, not a curated record
GUUACCAGGCAGACAGAACUUUCCAACAUGGCGGCGUCGAGCAACGCAGAGCAAACGCAGUUGCAGGACAUGGACGAGGAAGAUGCGGGGAUGGAGGAGAGGGAGAUGGACUCGGACGAAGGGGAGGAGGACGGCAUGGGAGAAGAAAAUUCAGACGACGAAGAGGACGACUCGUCUGAAGAUGAGAAAGAAAACGAAGCUGAAAUCCAGCGUUUGGAGGAGCAGCUGUCGAUCAAUGCCUUUGAUUACAACUGCCACGUGGAUCUCAUCAAACUUCUGAAGCAGGAGGGCGAGCUUCUGCGUCUGCGAAAGGCGAGGCAGAAGAUGAGCGAGCUGUUCCCGCUCACUGAAGAGAUCUGGCUGGAUUGGCUGAAAGACGAGAUCCGCCUGAGUGAAGAGGAGCCAAACCGGGAGAAAGUUUAUGAACUCUUUGAGAAAGCGAUAAAAGACUACAUCUGUCCAGACAUUUGGCUGGAGUAUGCUCAGUAUUCAAUCGGUGGCAUGGGCUCCCCGGGGGGAAUCGACAAAGUGAGAGCCAUCUUUGAGCGAGCUGUGACAGCUGUGGGGCUUCACAUGACCAAGGGACAGUUUGUGUGGGAGGCGUACAGGGAGUUUGAAAACGCCAUCCUGUCCACAGUACAGCCUCCCCCUGGCAGGAUCCCCAGCCGCGAGGAGAAGGAGCUGCUGAACACUCAGCUCGGGAGAAUCCAUACUCUGUUUCGCCGCCAGCUGGCCAUUCCCUUAAUGGAGAUGGAGGCGACCUAUGCAGAGUAUGAGGAGUGGUCGGAAGACGGCGUGCCUGAGACGGCCGCACAUCAGUACAAAAAGGCUUCGCUGCAGAUGGCCAAGUGCAAACCCUUCGAGGACUCUCUGCUGGUAGCAGAAACUCCUAAGCUGGCGGAGUAUCAGGCCUACCUCGACUUCGAACUGAAGGAGGGCGAUCCAGCUCGGGUCCAGAUCACCUUUGAGCGGACUCUGGCGGAGAACUGCCUGGUACCAGACAUGUGGGCCAAGUACAACAACUAUCUGGAUCGUCAGCUGAAGAUUAAAGACUUGGUUCUCUCCACUCAUGAGCGAGCUGUCAGGAACUGUCCCUGGACCAUGGGCCUGUGGAAGAGCUACCUGCUGGCUCUGGAGAGGCACGGAGCGGACCACCACACUGUUUCAGAUAUGUUCGAAAAGGCGCUGAAUGCAGGUUUCAUUCAAGCGACAGAUUAUGUAGAAAUCUGGCAGGCGUUCCUGGACUACCUGAGGAGACGUGUGGAUUUCAGCAAAGAAUCAAGUAAAGAGUUGGAGGAGCUGCGGGGAGCGUUCGCUCGCUCUUUAGACUACAUGAAGCAGGACGUUGAAGAGAGGUUCGGUGAAAGUGGAGAUCCUUCUUGUCUUAUAAUGCAGAACUGGGCCAGGAUAGAGGCCCUUCACUGCAAGAACAUCCAAAAGGCGAGAGAACUGUGGGACAGCAUCAUGACCAAGGGGAACGCCAAAUACGCCAACAUGUGGCUGGAGUACUACAACCUGGAGAGGUCUUAUGGAGACCCCGUUCACUGUCGGAAAGCUCUCCACAGAGCCGUCCAGUGCACCUCCGACUACCCCGAGCACGUGUGUGAAGUCCUGCUGACCUUUGAGAGAGUCGAGGGGUCUCUGGAGGACUGGGACGUGGCCGUGCAGAAGACGGAGACUCGGCUGAACCGGGUUAAUGAGCAGAGAGCGAAGGCGGCCGAGAAAGAAGCCAACAUGGCUCGCCAAGAGGACGAGAGAAACGAUCAACGGCGGAAAGCCAAGUCAGAGAAGAAGGUUCAGAAGAAGUUCCAGAAGGGAAGUCGAGUCGGGGAGAAGAGGAAAGCGGAGCAGGAUGAUUACCACGACGAGUGGAACGAAGACCCGGAACAAGCUCCCAAGAGACAAAGAGGAAACAGAGAUCAAACUACAGAGGAGUCCAUGGAGACGGAGGCGGGUCAGUUCGGGAGGAAACCUCCGCCCGGAUAUAAACCGGCUCCGCCCGGCGCUAAAAAAGCCCAACACGGCGCUCCGGCAGACGCCCCGAGGAAGACCGACGACAAGCCAGAGCUCCGCAACGACGACAGCAGCGUGUUCAUCAGCAACCUGGUGUACACGCUGGAGGAGCCCGAGGAGAAGCUCAGGACGCUGUUUGAGAUCUGCGGCCCCAUCAAACAGAUCCGCCCCGUCUUCGGCACCAAAGGGACGUUCAAAGGAUACGGCUACCUUCAGUUUGAGUCUCCGGUGUCCGUGCCCGAAGCGCUGAAGCUGGACAGACGGGAGGUGGAGGGCAGGCCGAUGUUUGUGUCGCCCUGUGUCGACAAAAACAAGAACCCGGAUUUCAAGGUGUUUAAAUACAACACCACCUUGGAGAAACAGAAAAUCUUCAUCUCUGGGCUGCCGUUCUCCUGCACCAAGGAGCAGCUGGGGGAAGUCUGCAAGAGUCACGGUGUCAUCAAAGAAGUUCGUCUGGUCACAUAUCGCUCAGGAAAACCCAAGGGACUGGCUUACGUCGAGUUUGCAGAUGAAGCUCAGGCCUCUCAGGCGGUUUUGAAAAUGGACGGCAUGGAAAUAGAGGGCAACAAGAUCACUGUUGCCAUUAGCAACCCUCCGCGCAGAAACCUCAGUGAUAGACCUGGUUCCAGCAGGGACAUGGCAGACUUGAUGCCCCGUCAGGUCUAUGGAUCGAGAGGACGAGGACGCACCCAGCUCUCCUUACUCCCCCGCUCGCUGCACAGACAGAGCGCUCCUGUGGGCAAAGUGGAGAACGGGACGACGUCAGGCGGCCAGGCGGCGAAUGCAGCCGGAGAGACGAAACCUUUGUCAAACUCGGACUUUGCCAGAAUGCUUCUCAGCAAGUGAGAAGGCGGGGGGAGAGAGAGGUUUAACCGCCUGCGCACUGAAAGCCAUCGUGUGUCCUUACAAAUUAGUGUUGGUGAUUUUUCUGUGAUUGGAUAUCCGGCUUCCCUUUAAUCUCCUUCUCAUCGUGUGUUCGGCCCUAAUCUCGCCAGUUCCUGCCCUCCGUUAUAAAACAUUUCAACCAGGACAUUUCAUCAGCGUGGCAGGUUGACUUUUAUUUUGUUUUCUUUCCAGAUGGCCAACAGGCUGUUUUAUAUAAAACAAGUGUAUGAUAUUUGUGUGUAAAUAUACUGUACCUAAAAUUGUU